UCAAAUGUUACAAACACUUCAAACUGAAUUAAAUAAUAUGCAGACCAAAAGUAAAUAAUAAGAUCAGAGAGUAGAGAAUUUGUAUAUUAGUUUUUAAGAAAUCUAUUAAAUCAAAAAUAAUUUAAAUAACCCAUGUUCAACGAAGCAUAAUAUGCUAUAUUAGGUAAGACCAGAAAUAUUAAACAAAUUUUACAAUUUAGAUUGGUAAGCAGAAGAGCCAAAGAAACUGUAAAAUUACUGCUUCCGAAAUAAAUAAAUAAUUUAUAGUAAUUAAUAGAUGAAUAAUAAAAUGACAUACAAAUUAAGAUAUAAAGUGCAUAGCAGGCAGGCAACGAUCAAGAUUAGCGAUAAGGUUUGCAAGCAGCUUUGGAUGGGAUAUCCUUACUUUCUAGAGCACAUUUUGUUGAGUUAAGAUGCUAAGCUAAACCUCAUGAAUUAAUUGAGAAGAUCAUAAAUCUAGUUUGCUUGGCUUUAGAUCCAGCAUUCAAAGUAGCAAAAGAUAAUUGGAAGGAAUGCAUAAAAUAUUUAGGUCAAUAAAGUUUUAUAGAACUAAUUUUAAAUUUCAAUAUUAGUAGCUUAAAUAAUAAACAGUUAUAACAACUAGAAUAGGUUAAUAAUAUUACAGAACAAUAAGUAGCUUCAAAGUCAUUAGUUGCUAGUUCUUUACUAAUUUUUUUGAAAGCUGUUGUUGAAUUAAGGUAAUCUAAGCUUUACAUGACAUAAAAUGAGAUAAAAGAAUUAGAGAGCAAAAUAAAAAAAGAGCAAAAAUUAAUUGACAAGAUAGAAAAGAUACAUAAUUAAUGAGAAUUAGUUGAUUAAAAAUAUGACAAAAUUAUUUUACUUGGCAUUCUUAUUUUUGUUAUAAAAAAAUUA
Molecule: messenger RNA, 873 nt
Organism: Paramecium tetraurelia
Lineage: Eukaryota; Ciliophora; Oligohymenophorea; Peniculida; Parameciidae
Exons: 2
Biological process (GO): microtubule-based movement
Cellular component (GO): dynein complex
Molecular function (GO): dynein intermediate chain binding; minus-end-directed microtubule motor activity; dynein light intermediate chain binding
Source: RefSeq, a predicted model, not a curated record